This is a messenger RNA of Tachyglossus aculeatus (Australian echidna), 1380 nucleotides long. RefSeq names its product metaxin 3 (gene MTX3). Lineage: Eukaryota; Metazoa; Chordata; Mammalia; Monotremata; Tachyglossidae. The transcript is spliced from 9 exons. Gene Ontology annotation, biological process: mitochondrion organization. Gene Ontology annotation, cellular component: SAM complex. The record is from RefSeq and is a predicted model, not a curated record.
AUGGCGGCGCCCUUGGAGCUGCGUUGCUGGGGCAGCGGCUGGGGGCUGCCGUCCGUGCAGGCCGAGGCCCUGGUGGUCCUGGCCUAUGCCAAAUUUUGCGGCGCGCCCCCUGAAAGUGACUGUUAUAGAUAAGACCCUGGAGAGGGCUCAAGAGGAGAUGUGCCAAUUUUGACAACAGAAGACGGUGUUGUUUCUCAGCCAGCAAAAAUACUAAACUUUUUGAAAAAACAGAAAUACAACGCGGACUACGAGCUCUCUGCCAAGCAAGGAGCCGACACGUUGGCUUACGUUGCCCUCCUGGAAGAGAAGCUUCUCCCCGCCGUGCUUCACACGUUCUGGGUCGACAGCGACAACUACUUCGCCGUGACCAAACCCUGGUUCGCUGCCCGGAUCCCGUUCCCCCUGAGUUUAAUCCUGCCCGGGAGGAUGUCUCGGAGAGCACUGGACCGGAUCCUGCUGACCAGGGGAGACUGUCCCCUCUCGCCCCUCCAGGAGGUGGAAGCCCAGAUAUACCGAGAUGCCAAGGAAUGCCUCAACCUUCUAUCGAACAGAUUGGGAACAUCUCUGUUUUUCUUUGGAAACAUGCCAACCACUCUGGAUGCUUACGUGUUCGGGUUCCUUGCCCCUCUGUACCGCGUCCACUUUCCCAAGGUCCAGUUACAAGAACACCUGAAGCAGCUACCCAACCUGUGUCGUUUGUGUGAUUUCAUCUUAGAGGGUUAUUUCAGGCUCAGCCUCACAGGCUGCUCUCCAGCUGGACCUCAGGCCGUAGAUGCAAAUCUGCAGAAACUCACCCAGCUUGUAAAUAAGGAAUCCAACUUGAUUGAAAAGAUGGAUGACAAUCUCCGCCACAGUCCUCAGCCUCCCCGUCGGAAGAUACCGGUCCUUAAGCUCACCCCGGCGGCGGUGGAGGGCGAUCCCUCUCGGCGCCCGUCUCCCUGACCGCUGCACGGGAGAGCCUCCCGGCGCUUUCCUCCAGGACCGCCGAACUCCUCGGGCUCCGGGGCGGGCCGGCCAAAGGACAGAUCUCCUCUUCGGCGCGGGGAAGCCGCUCGGACCAAGCGCCCGCCCGCCGGUCCGCGAGCUCGCAGCGUAGCGCCUUCACCCACUCAAACGGGAGCCAGCGAACGUCGAGAAAGGACAUCACCCCCGGAUCCCGGUGGGCCUCUGAGUUCCCAUACGAAGCCAUGAAUCCAUUGUUCCGAGCCUGCGCUGUUUUAAUUUAUCCAAGCUAUUUCUCUGUAUGCAUCAUUCCCGCGCUCCUCGGGCAGGCUGGUCCGCCUAAUGAUGUGCGAUGGCUUGGCCCAGUUUGGGUUCCCUUCUGUUUACCAAACAAACGUUCUAUUUUCGGGUUCAGAGAAGAAUAUAACGAUCCAUUAG